Molecule: messenger RNA, 738 nt
Organism: Caenorhabditis elegans
Lineage: Eukaryota; Metazoa; Nematoda; Chromadorea; Rhabditida; Rhabditidae
Gene: clec-98
Product: C-type lectin domain-containing protein
Exons: 4
Coding region: 1-738 (245 amino acids)
Molecular function (GO): carbohydrate binding
Source: RefSeq, marked reviewed
AUGACAAGUCUCCUGGUUCUGUUAGCGAUUUUUAUUGGAGCAGUGGCUUCUCAUGGAGGUGAUUACCACGGUAGAGGUAAUGGCGGAGGAAACGGCAGAGGGGGGAGCAACCAAAGUAAUAGAGGCUGUGACUCUGGCUGGAAACGCUUCAACCGUCCAUCCGGUGCCUGGUGCAUUCGUAUAUACCGGGGAACUCACUCUCAAGCUGACGCCGAAAACCGUUGCCGCCAAAAUGUGGGGGCCACGCUGUCAGGAGUGCAGAAUCAAGUGGAGAUCAACUUCAUUACUAAAUCCGCUUUGGAUCUAAUCUCAGAAGCCAGUGGAUCUAUAUGGAUCGGGGGAAGGAGAACCCAGGCGUGUCGGAACUCGGCUCUGUCCACUUCCUGCGGAUCCUUGAACUCUUUCCAAUGGACGGAUGGAUCUACGACAGGAACUGCUGGCUUAGUAUGGAAUACUAAUCAACCUGAUAAUAAAGAUUCAAGGAGUCAACAGUGCUUAGUGCUCCUUGCAUCCCGUGCUUCCUCGAUCCAGGAUAAAUGGACAUGGUACGCAAAUCGGAUGGAUGAUGUGCAGUGUGCUGCUUCUGGUGGGGAGAGUGCUGCAAGAGCUCUGAGAGCCUAUGCUUAUAUGAACUUUAUUUGUAAUCCUUUUGCAAUCCUUUAUUUUUCAACUCAAUUAGGCUUCUCAAUUAGGUCGCAAACUUUCCACAAAUGUAUCCACGAACACGUCUCGGGUUAG